This is a messenger RNA of Dermacentor andersoni, 1924 nucleotides long. Its product is annotated as BTB/POZ domain-containing protein 6-like. Gene Ontology annotation, molecular function: protein binding. The record is from RefSeq and is a predicted model, not a curated record. Gene Ontology annotation, cellular component: cytosol. Lineage: Eukaryota; Metazoa; Arthropoda; Arachnida; Ixodida; Ixodidae. Gene Ontology annotation, biological process: neurogenesis.
CGGCUCAAGCAAGCAGAGCAUUUGCAGCCUCCAAGCGGUAGGCUUCGUACGCGGAUUAACAGAGCGUCCUUUUAAGACGCACAGCAUAGAAUAAAGUAUAGAUAUCGACUAAAUGCCAGCAUGCAAUAUAUAUAUUAACGCCCAGUUAGCUCACACAGGCUAGCUAACUGUCGCGACCACGAUUCAUUCGAACGUAAUUCCGUGAGCGACCACCAUCGCCAAUCAUCAUACCCGCCGGUUGCAACGCACAGUGGCCCGCUGCUUUGGAACAGUUUUGGAAAAAGCGCAGAAGCGGCUUCGAAGAAAGUGCGACGACUCUUUCAGUACGUCGGUGUUCGUUUACUUCCCGCGCUAAGGAAUGGACGGCUACUGCUAUCACUGUAAUACCUGGACCAAGUCGGGCAUUCGAUUCCGCGAGAAGUACUGCCGAGAAGUUCCGACGCAGACUGAUCAAGCUGGUUCAAAGGUCUCGUUAUGCAGGUCUCUCGAGUCCGGCGACCUUGCUGAUGUGGAGUUCUAUGUUGAAUGCGCGCAUUUCCCAGGCCAGCGUGAAACCUUCAAGGCGCAUAAGAUGAUCCUGGCUUUGCAGAGUGACGUGUUCAAGGCCAUGUUUUAUGGCGACUUCGCCAACGAGGACCGCAUAGUCAUCACUGACUUGCACCCAGAGGGCGUCCGUGGCCUCUUGCGGUACUUCUACAGCGGCCACCUGGAUGUGGCAAACGUGCACCAGGCCGCCUGCACCCGCACCGCUGCUUCCAAGUACCUCGUCCCGGAGCUGGCGGAGAAAUGCACCGAAUUCGUGCGCCGCUGCAUGCGGCUCGACGAUGUAUGUCCUCUCCUGGACUACGUUCUGACCAUGGGCGAAAAUGAUCUACACGCUCCCGCCGGUGACCUCAUCCUCAAGCAGAGUGCCGACGUGCUCUCCUCUUCAAAGUUCAAGUCCUCCACCGAGGCCACCGUGAAGUACGUGCUCGAACACGUUGCCAAUGUCUCGGAGGUAUCGGUGCUAAACGCCGUCUACGCCUGGACAUACCAGCAGUGCUACAAACGAUCCUCGGGUAACGGUAUCCCGGUUAAUGCCUUUCGGUCCGUCAUGAUGCCACUGUUCCCCCAACUGCGGUUUCUCGUGCUUACGGCGACAGAGUUCGUAGAAGGUCCCAACACGUGGGGAAUCCUUACCGACGCAGAAGCACGGGCCAUUCUUAGCAAUAUCGUCAAAGAUCGCUCGAUGCCUAUGUCAAAGGGAUUCUGCGAGAUCCGUGCGCCCCGCGUGGUGAAAAUGAAAUCAAGUCAAAAGAACACAAGUCAAAUCAGAGCAGUUUUAUUUUCUUCAUAAAGAAAUGGAGGGACGCCUGAACAAAAAGUGAAAACUAGUUCACUUGACGAAGGUUCAGGCCCCCGUUUACAUGAGACAGCCGUGGUGACCAGAGAAAAAAAUGCACUUAGUAAUAAAAUUCAUUCGUAAUCUAGCGGGGCAGCGCAAAAACUAGCGAUAGCAGCGCAGAACCUCUUCUCUGUCCUCGUUUUGUGCGCACAACCCUGCAUUCGUGACCUACCAACAUGCCCGAAACAGUCGCCUUACUUCAAUAUUCAGCAAGAAUGCUUUGGCGACUUUCGAUACCCGUAUUCCGGUAGACAGGGCAUUCGCACAUAAAUUUACAUAUUCCGAGCGGUUUCAUUUGACCGCCUCUACAACAGUGUCAGUGCGUCUCUUGUUUCCGUCUACCUCUCUCUCCACUUUUUUUCUCUUUUUUUUGUACUGUGAUGCGUAUAUAUGCGUGAUGUGUGGUGUGCGACAUGGUGCGGUGAUCGGGACGGUCAGGAGCAGACAAGGAGUGCGCGCGCCGAGGGAAAUUCCGUGCUGGAGACAACGCCGAAGAGCGCCCGGCACGUGAACGCGCGGCGCAAGGAAAACAACUAAAAG